This is a messenger RNA of Aspergillus nidulans FGSC A4, 672 nucleotides long. RefSeq lists its product as uncharacterized. The record is from RefSeq and is a predicted model, not a curated record. The coding region runs from base 1 to 672 and encodes 223 amino acids. The transcript is spliced from 2 exons. NCBI's taxonomy places the organism in Eukaryota, Fungi, Ascomycota, Eurotiomycetes, Eurotiales, Aspergillaceae.
AUGGCGUUCCAAUCUACUGAGCCCAUUGGGCCGUCAUAUCUUACUGUCACCAAUAAGAUCUUUAAGGAACUCGUCAACAGUGAUCAUGCUGCCCAGGAGUAUCGCACCCAUAUAGAGUCCCGGUUAAGGGAGGAACGUGCCAAUCUGGAGCAGGAACGCCAGUGCUCUGCAGAGCUUGAGUCGAGGAUAGCUAGUUUACAGUGGUCCCGAAGCCAGUUAGAAGCAACUGUCCAGCAUGCUGCAGAAGCGGUUGGAGGGCUUCAGAAGGAGCUUGAGGACCUGCGAAAGAAAUCUGGAAGUUCAGAAUGUCGGGUGGUUGCGCUGUCCUCUCUGAGCGACACUUUGCUGAAGAUAUUAUCCAAUAUCUCUGCUUUACAAAGUGCUCCUCAGGGGGAAGUUGACAUUGUGCAGAUGUCUACAGAGCUUCACCGACAACAAAACAUUAUACGUGGACUAGAGCAGUCUAAUCAACGCCUUGCAGAUUCUCUUCAGGGUUUGAAGACUGCCUUAGAGGUUACUUUGAUUGGGGAGUCAUACUGGGCAUCAGAGAGUGAUAAUGAAAGCGUCACCAUGGUCGGAACGACCAGUGAGAGUGCACCACUUCCGGGCCCAGAGGUGAAUGCUGAUGACGAGGCCAUUGGGUGCGAGCAGACCUAUCCUACUCAACGCUGA